Messenger RNA from Colius striatus (speckled mousebird), 1605 nucleotides. RefSeq names its product protein disulfide isomerase family A member 2 (gene PDIA2). Gene Ontology annotation, molecular function: protein disulfide isomerase activity. Gene Ontology annotation, cellular component: endoplasmic reticulum. The coding region runs from base 1 to 1605 and encodes 534 amino acids. NCBI's taxonomy places the organism in Eukaryota, Metazoa, Chordata, Aves, Coliiformes, Coliidae. Gene Ontology annotation, biological process: response to endoplasmic reticulum stress; protein folding. The transcript has 11 exons. The record is from RefSeq and is a predicted model, not a curated record.
AUGCGCGGCUGCGGGGCCCGGCCGGCGCGGCGGCUGCUGCUGCUGCUGGCACUGGCCUGGCUGGGCACGGCGCGGGCCGGGCAGGGGGACGAUGGGGAGGAGGAGGGGAGGGAUGAAAUGCUCUCAGAUGAGCUCGGGGAGGAGGAUGGUGUCCUGGUGCUCCAUGAGCACAACUUUGCUCGUGCCCUGAGCGAGCACCAGCUGCUGCUGGUGGAGUUCUACGCACCGUGGUGUGGGCACUGCCAGCGGCUGGCUCCAGCCUAUGCCGAGGCAGCCGCCACGCUGAGGAACGAGUCCAGCCCGGCACGGCUGGGCAAGGUGGAUGCCACGGCACAGACCGCCCUGGCCAGCGAGUUUGGCAUCACCUCCUACCCCAUGCUCAAGCUCUUCCGCAACGGCAACCGCAGCCACCCCGUCGCCUACACCGGCCGCAUGGACGCCCUGGGCAUCGUGCGCUGGCUGCGGCGUCGUGCCGGGCCCAGUGCCGUGCCGCUGCGGGACCCCGGCGCUGCCGCCGCCUUCGUCAGCUCCCACGACUUGGUGGUCAUCGGCUUCUUCAAGGACCUGGGGGGAGAGGCAGCCCAGGUGUUUCACGAGGUGGCCGGCGAGCUGGUGGACGUGCCGUUUGGCGUGGCUGAGGCAGAGGAGCUCUUCCAGGCAUACGGGCUGCAGGCCGACACCGUCUGCCUCUUCAAGAAGUUUGACGAGGGACGGACCGACAUCCCCGUGGACCCAGCGCGGGGGCUGGAUGCGGCCGAGCUCACCCAGCAGCUGCGUGUCCACAGCCUGAGGCUGGUGAUGGACUUCACCAGCGAGACCUCUGACCAGAUCUUCAGUGCCAAGAUCCCCCACCACAUGCUGCUCUUCCUCAACACAUCCUCGCCGGAGCAGCUGGCGCUGCGGGAGAGCUUCCAGGCGGCCGCCGGCACCUUCCGGGGCAAGGUGCUGUUUGUGGUGGUGGAUGUGACGGGGCACGGUGCCAGCGUGCUGCCUUUCUUCGGCAUGGCCCCCGGCGACGCGCCCACGCUGCGCCUGGUCAGGAUGGACACCAACCGCAAGUACCGCAUGGAGCACGACGCCUUCUCCCACACGGCCAUCAGCAGCUUCGUCCAGGCCGUGCUGGACGGCAAGGUGAAGCCCCACCUGAUGAGUGCAGAGCCCCCUGAGGACUGGGACACGCGCCCUGUUAAAGUGCUGGUGGGGAAGACCUUCGAGCAGGUGGCGUUCGACGAGACCAAGAACGUCUUCGUCAAGUUCUACGCGCCGUGGUGCUCCCACUGCCAGGAGAUGGCGGCUGCCUGGGAGGAGCUGGGCGAGCGCUACAGGGACCACGGGGACAUCGUCAUCGCCGAGCUGGACGCCACGGCCAACGAGCUGGAGAACAUCACCAUCCAGGGCUUCCCCACCCUGCACUACUUCCCUGCAGGCCCGGGAAGGAAGAUGGUCGAGUACAAGAGCGCCCGGGACGUGGAGACCUUCUCCAAGUUCUUGGAAAACGGGGGGAAGCUGCCUGAGGAGCCACCUGUGCCUGAGACCCCUGAGAACAGCACAGGCAGUGAGGAGCCAAGUCUCCUUGAGACAGCAGAAUCCCGGGAUGAGCUGUGA